This is a messenger RNA of Branchiostoma floridae (Florida lancelet), 4162 nucleotides long. RefSeq lists its product as uncharacterized. The transcript has 2 exons. NCBI's taxonomy places the organism in Eukaryota, Metazoa, Chordata, Leptocardii, Amphioxiformes, Branchiostomatidae. Bases 217 to 2892 code for a protein of 891 amino acids. The record is from RefSeq and is a predicted model, not a curated record.
UAUACACCCACUUUGCAAACUUCACAAUCUUACUGACACAAGAUGAAAGUUGACUCAUGACACUACCACAUAGCAAAGUUAAUACCCGACUAGUUUUCAUGUUAACGCAUGUACACACGGUUCAAGAUUUCAGCCGCACUACUUCUUUACCCCACCUGGGGUCGCGGAUAAAUACUGUGCUCUGCGGCCGUAACUUACGAGAGAGAGGAAAGUCUGAUGCUUUCGUGCACUGGGCGACGAAAAGCAGGCAUUAAGAGCAAAAUGGCUGGGAAAAAAAACAAAUUCUUUGAAGACCUUGCAGAGGUGUGCCCACAGAUGGUUGGUCGAGAGCUUUAUUUGAGCUUAAGACCUUCAGUACCUGAACGCAAGUUUGUUCUUUUAUCGGGAGGAAGGAUCAAAGAUUGUCACACUGAAAUUAUCUUCAAUAACAGACUGAAAUGGCUCAGGAGCCUAGCCGAUACAGUUCCUGAAAUCAAUGCACUGAAGGAACAGCAGAAGUGUUUUAGCAGGAUUUCUCUGGCAAACUUCUCCUACACACUUCCAGGGAGGUCUGGAUGGAGGCUGGAGAAGAUAAUGAGAUACAUCAGGAUAAAUGAGGCCACAAUGAUUGAUGUAGAGAUGUUCUUUCAGCCACUAAAAUUUGGACUCACAAAGCAAGCUAACUCCUCGCAAGAAGGACGUAACACUAUUAAGUCCUCCAAGCAAUCAGGACACGCAGCUGCGUCAAUGAAGGGAAAAGAAGAAACAGUGUUACAGAGAAGACUGUUUAGCAACAUCUUUGAAGACCUCGUAGGUUCAUGCCCAGAGCUUGUUGGACGGGAGUUCUACUUGAGCUUCAAACCACCAGUACCUGAACGCAAGUUUGUGCUUCUGUCAGGAGGAAAGAUCAAAGAUUGCCACACUGACGCUAUAUUUCUAACCAGGGGAGCAUGGCUUAAGAGCCUUUUGGAUACAGUCCCUGAAAUCAGAGAACUACAGGCGAGUCAAGCUGAUUUUGCUAGGACUUCUCUGGCGAACUUUUCCUACACACUUCCAGGCAGGUCGGGAUGGAGGCUUAACAAGGUCAUGAGGUACAUCAGGUUGAAUGAGAACAAUGUUAUUGAUCCAGAGAUGUUCUUUCAGCCUUACACAGUGAAACGUGGACGCAAGAAGAAAGCAAGGCCCUCACAGGACAGCCACGACACUGACUCAACUCAGCCUCCUGGAAAAAAAGGACGCAAGAUGAAAAAAGCUGAGCCCCACAAGGAGAGCUGUGACACUGGCACAACAAAGAAAGCACAACAUGCAGCCAUGGCCAUGGAAGAGAGGAAAACAAUAGUUCCGAGGAAACAUUUUAGCAACCUCUUUGAAGACCUUGCAGAGGCAUGCCCAAAGCUGGUUGGCCGAGAGUUUUAUUUGAGCUUCAAACCUACAGUACCUGAACGCAAGUUUGUACUUUUAUCAGAAGGAAAGGUCAAAGACUGUCACACAAACAUUGUAUUUGACAGCAGAAUGAAAUGGCUCAGGAGCCUAGCUGAUACAGUCCCUGAAAUCAAAGUACUUAAGGAACAGCAAAGUACUGGUAGUUUUACAAGAAUUUCUGUAGCCAAGUUCUCCUACACACUUCCGGGCAGGUCUGGGUGGAGGAUGAACAAGAUCAUGAGGUACAUCAGAAUGAAUGAGGAGAAAACAAUUGAUCCAGAGAUGUUCUUUCAGCCUUACACAGUGAAACGUGGAGGCAGGAAGAAAGUAAAGCCCCCGCAGGACAACCAUGACACUGACUCAACAGAGAAAACAGACCACACCACCAUGAAGGAAAAAGGGGAAAAUAUCUGUGACGAGUCAGUGCAAGACAACCAAGUCACUGACUCAUCAAAGAAACCAGAACAUACCACUGAGUCCAUGAAGGAAAAAGAGAAAGAUGCGAGUGAUAUGCCCCCGCAGGACAGCCAAGGCACAGACUCAAAUGAGGAACCAGAACAAACAGCUGAGUCAAUGAAGGAAACAGAGAAAACUGUAAGUGAUAUUGUAAGACAUCUGGUUAACACAUGGCAGAAUGAGGAAUCUGAAUUGGAUCAAAGAAAUGCUGAUCCUGAUCAUUCUUAUGCGAGCAGGUCUCAAUCAAAAACUCCCCCAAGUUCUUGUUCACAGCCAACUACCUUUGCUGAGGGUACGUGGUUCAAAGAGGGGGAGUCACUUUCACCCGAGGAGCUAGUGCUGUAUGGGUUGUUGUUAGUUAAAGGGAAGCGGCCCUCCCAAGGAAAGAGGGCUAAACUGAACUGUUUCACCCCACAGAGAGGAAACAAUGGAGGAUUCACCUCAGUAGCAACAGCUGCAAAUUGUGUCUCUGCUGCCAGUAAAUACAGUGCAGAGGGAAUCAAGACCUACCUGUCACUGGCACCACAUCCAGUAGGAAGGUACAAAGGCAAGCUCAGAUGGGAGUACUUUUUGCCAGACGUACAGCAACUUGUUGAGAAACAGGGUAGUAAUCUCAAGCGUCUGCUGAGUGGGGUGGAGGAUGUCGAUAUGCAGGAUAUCCGUGACACUGCUGCCAACAUCUGUGAGGAGAACACUGUUCACCAAGCUUUACCCUGCCUCUCAAACACAGCACUCACCUUACAGAAUCUACCAGAGGUGUGGAAGGAUACGCUAAGGGACCAGUGGAACUACUGUCAUCUAACGUGUUCACAGUCAGAAGCGAUAGUCCACUUCCUCUCCACUAACUUGCCAUCUCCUGUACUUCAGAGAACUGUACACAUCCAUCCGGACAUGACAUGGACACUGAAGGUCCGAGGGCUGACCUGUGCACUAAAACGUGACAACUUGCCAUUGACUGUGUCUCACCUCUCACAUUUUCAAACAGUUCUCCAGUUUGUCCAAGAUGGUUUUGUAUGUGUUGGCUGCAAAGUGUGAUAGGUUUAGCGAGAUGAUGCGCUGUACAAUUGUAGCCGAUGCCAAAGUAGAACGCUUUGGUGAGCUGAAAUGCAUAAGAAGUGUACACUGUGAGUUGUUUUCCUACAAUAGAACUGGUAUCUUUGAUCCGAGGAAUGUAUGCUACAUGUGUAGAAAGAAAACUGAUGACCUUGAAACUGUAUUGAAAUGGUUCAACAAUCACAAAGCUACGGGUGCAAUCACCUCAUCCUCAAGUUCCAAGCCCAUUCCAAGAGAGACACUGGAGAAACAGCUGAAAGAGACGAGGAUGGAGCUUGUAGAAUUGCAGAGAAAGCAGGAGGAAUGCAGUAAUGCAAACAAGACUAUGAAGAAGAGACUGCAGGAAACAAGUGAGGAACUAAAAACAGUAAAGUACAAGUUAGAACAAGUGAAACCCCAGGGGAGACAGCUGUUGGUAACAAGGCAAGAACUGGCAACGUUUGAGAAGGAUGUGCUAAAUCAACGCCGUGUUAUGGUGCCGCUAGUAAGCAAAGGUGGUGGCCUGUCAAAACCAGUUGAGACUGGACAAACCUCAGUAAACAUGACCUAACAAAUUUCACCAGACUGGUUUGCGACCAGAACAGAGCAGCAAAUAUUAUGUAAAGACAAAGCAGAUGUAACCUUAGUUCUCCUGUCCCACUGUGUCUCCAACAAGUGCCUUACCUAAUAUAAGGACAGGGAGGGUCACUCAAAUAUGCCUCAGCAAUUAGUGUAGGAGUUAAUGAUAUGCUGUGCUUUCUACUCUUGAAUAUGACAUGCUGCUUGACAGAUUUAGGAACUGGACCCACAAGACCCUCAUGUAGUACCUGUAUCCCACAAUAGCAGGUAGACUGACUGAAAGACAUGCACAAAAACAUUUCCUACUGAGCGUCAAUUCCUACUGUAUCUUUCUUUUUUCAGUGGUGUCUACAGUACUCUAGUUCACUCAUGAUGUCAUCACUAGUAUGACAUCAAAAUUGUUUGGUCUAUCAUGUUUGUUUUGAGACAGUUCCUGAAGAGUGCAGUGUACGGUUGUAUUAUGUCUAGAGUCAACUGGUUUAUGAAAUAGUUCGUAGUUUGCUGUUAUGGCGUGAUACGACAUAUUUUGUCCAUAACAAUUCCAUCAGGUGCAGAUAUGUAACUUAUAUAGUGAACCUGACUUAAAGUUGUAACUGUUCUCUGUUGUCUAUACAGUUGUCAUAAAGCCCCAUUUACAAAUCAAGAAUUUAGCUCGGCCGAGUUGUCAGCGAGCUCUAAAUUACGAGGAGGCAUG